This is a messenger RNA of Orycteropus afer afer, 5249 nucleotides long. The record is from RefSeq and is a predicted model, not a curated record. NCBI's taxonomy places the organism in Eukaryota, Metazoa, Chordata, Mammalia, Tubulidentata, Orycteropodidae.
UCCUUCCUUUCCGCCUCUGGCCGGCUGGGCGCGGGCGACUACUGGCGAGGCGCGUGGGACCUCGCGCCGGUUCCCCUUGGUCUCCUCUCCCGGCCAGAGCCACUACGGAGUUCGCUGACGCCGGGUGAGCUGAGCCUGCUGCCAAGAUGCCGGCCUACUUCCAGAGGCCGGAAAAUGCUCUCAAACGCGCCAAUGAGUUUCUUGAAGUUGGCAAAAAACAGCCUGCUUUAGACGUUCUUUAUGACGUUAUGAAAAGUAAGAAACACCGAACAUGGCAAAAGAUACACGAGCCAAUUAUGUUGAAAUAUUUGGAGCUUUGUGUGGAUCUUCGCAAGAGCCACUUGGCAAAGGAAGGAUUGUACCAGUAUAAGAAUAUUUGUCAACAGGUAAACAUCAAGUCUCUGGAGGAUGUUGUUAGGGCUUAUUUGAAAUUGGCAGAAGAGAAAACUGAAGCUGCAAAGGAAGAAUCCCAGCAGAUGGUCUUAGAUAUAGAAGAUCUGGAUAAUAUUCAGACUCCUGAGAGUGUUCUCCUGAGUGCUGUAAGUGGGGAAGACACUCAGGAUCGUACCGACAGAUUACUUUUAACUCCAUGGGUUAAAUUCCUAUGGGAAUCCUACAGGCAGUGUUUGGACCUUCUUCGAAACAAUUCUAGAGUAGAGCGUCUCUACCAUGAUAUCGCCCAACAAGCUUUCAAGUUCUGCCUCCAGUACACUCGUAAGGCUGAGUUCCGCAAGCUGUGUGACAAUUUGAGAAUGCACUUGUCACAGAUUCAACGCCACCAUAACCAAAGUACGGCCAUCAACCUUAAUAAUCCAGAGAGUCAGUCCAUGCAUUUGGAAACCAGGCUCGUUCAGUUGGACAGUGCUAUAAGCAUGGAAUUGUGGCAGGAAGCAUUCAAAGCUGUGGAAGAUAUUCAUGGACUGUUCUCCUUGUCUAAAAAACCACCUAAACCCCAGUUGAUGGCAAAUUACUAUAACAAAGUCUCAACUGUGUUUUGGAAAUCUGGAAAUGCUCUCUUUCAUGCAUCCACACUCCACCGGCUUUAUCACCUAUCCAGAGAAAUGAGAAAGAAUCUUACACAGGAAGAGAUGCAGAGAAUGUCUACUAGAGUCCUUCUGGCCACUCUCUCCAUCCCUAUCACCCCUGAGCGCACGGAUAUUGCUCGCCUUCUGGAUAUGGAUGGCAUUAUAGUUGAAAAACAACGUCGCCUUGCAACCCUUCUAGGUCUUCAGGCCCCACCAACACGAAUCGGCCUGAUUAAUGAUAUGGUCAGAUUCAAUGUAUUACAGUAUGUUGUUCCAGAAGUGAAGGAUCUUUACAAUUGGCUGGAAGUAGAAUUUAACCCACUAAAACUCUGUGAGAGAGUCACAAAGGUUCUGAACUGGGUUAGGGAGCAACCUGAAAAGGAGCCCGAGUUACAGCAGUAUGUCCCACAACUGCAGAGCAAUACCAUACUCCGCCUUCUGCAGCAGGUGGCACAAAUUUAUCAGAGCAUUGAGUUUUCUCGUUUGACUUCUCUGGUUCCUUUUGUUGAUGCUUUCCAACUGGAACGUGCCAUAGUAGAUGCAGCCAGGCACUGUGACCUGCAGGUUCGUAUUGACCACACUUCUCGAACCCUUAGUUUUGGAUCUGAUUUGAAUUAUGCGACUCGAGAAGAUGCUCCCCUUGGUCCUCAUUUGCAAAGCAUGCCUUCAGAGCAGAUAAGGAAUCAGCUGACAGCCAUGUCCUCUGUACUUGCAAAAGCACUGGAAGUCAUUAAGCCAGCCCAUAUAUUGCAAGAGAAAGAAGAACAGCAUCAGUUAGCUGUUACUGCAUACCUGAAAAAUUCACGAAAAGAACAUCAGCGUAUCCUGGCUCGCCGCCAGACAAUCGAGGAGAGGAAGGAACGGCUUGAGAGUCUGAAUAUUCAGCGUGAGAAAGAAGAGUUGGAGCAGAGGGAGGCUGAACUGCAGAAAGUACGGAAAGCUGAAGAAGAGAGACUGCGGCAGGAGGCCAAGGAGAGAGAGAAGGAGCGUAUUUUACAGGAACAUGAACAAAUCAAAAAGAAAACGGUUCGAGAGCGUUUGGAGCAGAUCAAGAAAACGGAACUGGGUGCCAAAGCAUUCAAAGAUAUUGAUAUUGAAGAUCUUGAAGAAUUGGAUCCAGAUUUCAUUAUGGCUAAACAGGUUGAACAAUUGGAGAAAGAAAAGAAAGAACUUCAGGAACGUCUAAAGAAUCAAGAAAAGAAGAUUGACUAUUUUGAAAGAGCUAAACGGUUGGAAGAGAUUCCUUUGAUAAAGAGUGCUUAUGAGGAACAGAGGAUUAAAGACAUGGACCUGUGGGAGCAACAGGAAGAAGAAAGAAUAACAACCAUGCAGCUAGAACGUGAAAAAGCUCUUGAACAUAAGAACCGAAUGUCACGGAUGCUUGAAGACAGAGAUUUAUUUGUAAUGCGACUCAAGGAUGCCCGGCAAUCCGUUUAUGAGGAAAAACUUAAACAGUUUGAAGAGCGAUUAGCAGAAGAAAGACGAAGUCGCUUGGAAGAACGUAAAAGGCAGCGUAAAGAGGAACGCAGAGUCACUUACUACAGACAGAGAGAGGAGGAGGAGCAGAGGAGGGCGGAGGCGCAGAUGCUCAAAGAGCGCGAAGAACGAGAGCGAGCUGAGCGAGCAAAACGUGAGGAAGAGCUGCGAGAAUAUCAGGAGCACGUCAAGAAAUUAGAAGAAGUAGAGCGGAAGAAACGCCAGAGAGAGUUGGAAAUUGAAGAGCGAGAACGCCGUAGGGAAGAGGAGAGGAGACUGGGCGAGGAUCCGCUUUCUAGAAAGGAUUCUCGUUGGGGAGAAUCAGAAAGCACAUGGAGGAAAGGACCUGAAGUAGAAUCUGAAUGGAGAAGAGGCCCACCAGAAAAGGAGUGGAGACGUGAAGGGCGGGAUGAGGAAAGGCCUCUUAGAAGAGAUGAAGAUCGACCAAGACGCUUGGGGGACGAUGAAGAUAGAGAGUCUUCUGUCCGACCAGAGGACGAUCGGCUUCCCCGACGAGGUUUGGAUGAAGAGAGAGGCCUUAGGCGUGUUCCCGAUGAAGACAGGUUCUCCCGCCGUGGGGCAGAUGACGACCGGCCUUCCUGGCGCAAUGCAGAUGACGACAGGCCUCACAGGCGAAUUGGUGAUGAAGACCGGGCAAGCUGGCGUCACGCUGAUGAGGACCGACCACCCAGACGAGGACUGGAUGAGGACCGAGGAACCUGGCGAACGGCUGACGAGGACAGAGGACCAAGACGGAUGGAUGAGGACCGGGGGCCACGACGAGGAGGUGCUGAUGAUGAGCGAUCAUCCUGGCGCAGCACUGAUGAGGACCGGGCUCCCCGGCGGGGCAUGGAUGAGGACCGGGCUCCCAGGCGUGGGUUGGAUGAGGACCGGCCUCCUAGGCGGGGCAUGGAUGAGGACCGGGCUCCCCGGCGGGGCAUGGAUGAGGACCGGGCUCCCCGGCGUGGGUUGGAUGAUGAUCGAGGACCUUGGAGGAAUCCCGAUGAUGAUAGAAUUUCCAGGCGUGGUGCAGAUGAUGAUCGGGGGCCCUGGCGAAACAUGGAUGACGAUCGGCUCUCGAGACGCACUGAGGAGGAUCGGAUUCCCAGGCGGGGCGAUGACUCCAGACCUGGUCCUUGGAGGCCGUUUGGCAAGCCAGGUGGAUGGAGAGAUAGAGAAAAAGCCAGAGAAAACAGUUGGGGUCCACGCCAAGAAUCAAGACCAUCAGAAGACCCUGAAUGGGAUCGAGAAAAAGAAAGGGAUCGAGAUCAUCAAGAUCGGGACGAGAGUGACAAGGGUGUGGAGAGAGAAAGGGAGAGAGAGCGCGACGUGGACCGAGAGGACCGUUUCCGACGACCCAGGGAUGAGGGUGGCUGGAGAAGAGGACCGGCUGAGGAAUCUUCAAGCUGGAGAGACUCAAAUCGCCGGGAUGACUGGGACAGGGAUGACCGUCGUCGUGAGAGAGAUGAUCGCCGUGAUUUGAGAGAGAGGCGGGAUGACAGAGACCGAAGAGGCCCUCCUCUCAGAUCAGAACGCGAAGAAGCCAGUUCUUGGAGGCGUGCUGAUGACAGAAAAGAUGACCGGGCUGAAGAACGGGACACCCCUCGUCGUGUUCCUCCCCCGGCUCUUUCAAGAGAUCGAGAAAGAGAAGGUGACAAAGAAAAGGGCACCUGGAAGGCUGAGAAAGAGAAAGACUCUCUCCGUCGUACUAAAAAUGAGACUGAUGAAGACGGAUGGACCACAGUACGACGUUAAGUCUCACGAGGACGGAUGCAAACUAGUGUCUCACGUAGGUUUGAUCACAUUUGAGGAUUAUUAUACUUGUGCUUCAACCAGUCUAAAUUGGAUUCUAUAACUAAUGUCUCACCAUAAUACAAAAAGCAUGAACUUGUAUUAAUCCUAUAUAAUAGAUUGAUCAUGCACCGUAUCUGCAGAAGGUUGGAAAACCAUGCCAUUUUCUGAAAUUUAAGGUGUUGCAUUAUUUCACCAAUCAUUUGUUUACAAAAAAGAAAAACUAAAAAAUAAAUUGAAAAUGUGAACCCUUCAGGUAUCGAGUAACACCUAUAUCUUGGUAUAGGGCUGCUUUUUUUCCUUUUGAUUUUUGAAAUAAUCUAAUAUUAAUUUGGAAUGAGGUAAGAUUCUAUUACAGAAAAUGUAUUUGAAGACUCUAAAGUGGUGGAGCUGAACAAUUUCCACAGCAUUAGCUGUUGAAAUAUACCUCUUUAGGUAUUUGGAGGUAUUUACUAUUAACUAAAAUUUAAAAAUUUUUAGUUUCACUUUAAGUGCAGUAAACAUUACAAUUGGAUCCAGUGGGGUUUUCUGUAGAGUUUACUUAAGGUAAGUAUAAAGCAAUUUGCAGUCAUUAUUGUAAUGACAAGAAUAUUGCUGAAGUGUGAAUUCUAAACAGUAGAGCUUUUACAUUAUAAAGCAUUGGGUCAACUAUUACUGGGUUUUUUCUUUUGCCAAUAGCAAACUGCUUUUCCAUUAAUGGAGAUUUCAUGCCUUCCAAGCAUUUUAAAAAAGACAAUAUUUAUAAAAUGUGUGGUUUGGAGGAAUUGUUUAAAUUCUUUUUUCUAAUUUUCUUUUCAGGUUAGAUUCUUUCAGUAAGUAAUUUGUAGUAAUGACUGUGUUGACUUCAAUUUUGGAGUGUAGAAGCUAUGUUAAAGAUUAACUGUUUGGUCUUAUUGAAGCCAACACAGAACUUGCUGCUGUGUUUUUUCCUCAGUGAUAAAUAAAAUACUUACAGAA